AUGUUCAGUUUGGCGUCGAGAGCUUGGGCCACUUCAGGUUCGUUUCACCUUCAAGGGUUAGGUACUAGUCAUGGGUUCCACCAGCUAAUAUUCAGCGACAAUGACUUCUCACUGUUCCUCAGCACCCUCCUCGGUAGGCUGCUGCUCUUCUGCCGGCUGCUCAGCUUCCUCUGCAGGCUGCUCUUCCUGGGCCGGUUCUUCUUCAGCAGCAGGCUGCUCCGUCUCCUGCCCAUCCCCCUCAGGCGGGAUCGGCUCACCAUCAUCAACCUCCUCCUCAAUAUCCUCAGCACUCGGAUCCAAACCAUCGCCAUCCGGAAACGUCAAGUACAUGCAACCAACCGGCGUCUCCCUCUUGACAUCCCCACCAUGGGCACCCCGCUCGAUGUUGGGCUGCGUCUUCCACUCGCCUUUGAAGUGCUUCUUGUCGCGGCCGUAGUCGGCGACGAUGAGGAUGUUGCAGCCGGGAGCUACCUCGUGGACGGCAUCGAUGGCCUUGGCGAUCAUGGUCUCGCGGACGGCGAACUCGUUUUGGUCGCUGAGAGCCUCGGCGGCUGCCGCGCGCUUGAUCCUGAUGGCGGAGCCUUGGAUUUCUUCGACGGCACCGACGGCACCCUUGACGGCAUCGACGACUUUGUUGAAGAGUUCAACUCCGCCUUGUGUGGCUGGGUUAACCAAUCAACCCGGAUCAAUUCAUCUUACAAGCUCACUGUCUAUCUCCACGCCGCCAUCGCCACAUCUUCCGUCAUCUCUACCCUGGUAUUAUGGGGUGGUUUGAAGCUUCAAUGCGCUAGACGUCUCACAUCAGACGCUUCGCUUGACCUUGUGCCACAGCCUCACGUUUCUCGCCGGCUGAAGAUGUACGACCACUACAGUUACCGCCGGAUGAUGAAAGAAGCCUCGCAGACGACCCCGCGCGACUCGGCCUCCUAA
Podospora bellae-mahoneyi is the source of this 930-nucleotide messenger RNA. RefSeq lists its product as uncharacterized. Bases 1 to 930 code for a protein of 309 amino acids. The record is from RefSeq and is a predicted model, not a curated record. The transcript is spliced from 6 exons. Lineage: Eukaryota; Fungi; Ascomycota; Sordariomycetes; Sordariales; Podosporaceae.